AUGACCGCCGCCUCAUCGACAGAGUCACCCGCGACUCACCAGUUUCCGCUUCCCAAGAUUCUCGAAUACCCCGCCUCUACCCCUCCAUGCCUCAUCACGCAGGGAGCCGAGGGCCGUCUUUACAAAACUACAUACCUCCGGCCCGAUGUGCCCUGCGCACUGAAAUACCGACCACCCAAGCCCUGGCGGCACCCAAUUCUCGAUCAGCGUCUUACCAAGCAUCGAAUUUUGUCCGAGGCGCGGAUCCUCGCCAAAUGCCGACGGGAUGGUGUUCGCGUCCCCGCCGUCUACGCCAUCGACGAAAGUGCCGGAUGGCUGAUGCUGGAAUGGAUUCAGGGAACGCCGGUCCGUGUCAACAUCAACGAGCGGCUGGGAAGUAGAACAGUUGGCAUCGAGAACGAUGCGAGAUUAAAAGACUUGAUGCGGCGCAUUGGCGUGGCCAUUGGGAACAUUCACAGGAUCGGCAUUGUCCAUGGCGACCUGACCACCAGCAACAUGAUGCUGCGCCCACCGUCCGACAGCGCAGAGCAGGUUGAUGCGCUCAGCGGAGAGAUUGUCGUUAUUGAUCUGGGGCUAGCAAGCGGAUCAAUCCAUGAAGAAGACAGAGCGGUCGACUUGUAUGUUCUUGAACGGGCUUUUGGCAGCACACACCCGCGCGCCGAGUGCCUGUUUGGCGAACUGCUCGAUGCAUACAAGGGCUGCUUCAAGCAAGCCGCGACAGUAUUGAGAAAGCUCGAGGAUGUCAGGAUGCGAGGGAGGAAACGCAGCAUGCUUGGCUGA
This is a messenger RNA of Metarhizium brunneum ARSEF 3297, 780 nucleotides long. RefSeq names its product EKC/KEOPS complex subunit (gene BUD32). Gene Ontology annotation, cellular component: EKC/KEOPS complex; nucleus; cytosol. The record is from RefSeq and is a predicted model, not a curated record. Gene Ontology annotation, molecular function: ATP binding; protein serine/threonine kinase activity. Lineage: Eukaryota; Fungi; Ascomycota; Sordariomycetes; Hypocreales; Clavicipitaceae. Gene Ontology annotation, biological process: protein phosphorylation.